CUGUCUGCUGUCACCCGCUGGGCCGGUGCAGACGCCUUGGAGCCAUCAGCCUCCCCCCGAGGGGAGCUUCACGCCAGCGGGCUGUUCCCGACUCGAGGCGCAGCCAAGGGGAGGCAGGUUUUGUUCGCUUCCUUGGAGUAGAUGUAAUGGCCUCUCCAAGUAUCUCGGCCCCAGGGAGCCAGGGAGAGGUCAUUGUGUCUGCUACAGCCCCUUUGGGGAGGCAUGAACUGUUAAGCCCUCCGUUUAAUGCCAUGGAAAUGAGGAGCUCACACUAGUCUCAAAUGGCGUGAAUCAUUUGCAUUUAAUGGAAGGGGGACAGAAGGCAAAGAGAGGCGAGGAGUGUAGGCAGAAGAAAUGUCUGGUAUCCAGUUACUAGAUAGACAAUAACCACAUACAAGCGUCUCAAUCAUUUUUUAACAGCUACGAAUGUGCCUUCCUUCGGCUGGGAGCUGGAAAGCCGGAACGGUGGUGUGAGGAUCCCUCUGGAAACUGGGUAAUUGUCUUUGAUGCUGAGCAGAAAGUCUUGUUACAAUGAGUUAUUGGAGCCUGGAUAAGAAAAAUUGUCUGCAGUACUGCAGACAUUUUUUAGUGGACAAUGGUGUAUUUCAUGUUGAAAGAUGUAUGAGUGUAAUGCAGUCUGGGACUCAGAUGAUUAAGCUGAAGAGUGGAACAAAAGGGCUAGUACGUCUCUUUUACCUGGAUGAACACAGGACUUGCAUCAGAUGGAGACCAUCCAGAAAAAGUGAAAAGGCUAAAAUUGUAAUUGAUUCAAUUUACAAAGUGACAGAAGGCCGACAGUCUGAAAUAUUCCAUCGCCAUACCGAGGGGAACUUUGACCCAAGUUGCUGCUUUACCAUUUACCAUGGUAACCACAUGGAGUCACUAGAUCUGAUCACCUCUAAUCCAGAGGAGGCUCGCACCUGGAUCACAGGACUUAAGUAUUUGAUGGCUGGAAUAAGUGAUGAGGAUUCUCUUGCUAAACGACAAAGAACUCAUGAUCACUGGGUGAAACAGACCUUUGAGGAAGCUGAUAAGAACGGAGAUGGCUUGUUGAAUAUUGAAGAGAUCCACCAGUUGAUGCAUAAACUGAAUGUCAAUCUGCCCCGCAGAAAAGUGCGACAGAUGUUCCAGGAAGCUGACACAGAUGAGAAUCAGGGAACCCUAACAUUUGAAGAAUUCUCUGUGUUUUACAAGAUGAUGUCAUUACGACGCGAUCUCUACUUGUUGCUUUUGAGCUACAGCGAUAAGAAAGAUCAUCUCACUGUUGAAGAAUUUGCUCAGUUUCUGAAGAUGGAACAAAAGAUGAAUAAUGUGACCACAGAAUAUUGCCUUGACAUCAUAAGGAAGUUUGAAGUUUCAGAAGAAAACAAGGAGCAAAAUGUUCUGGGGAUAGAAGGUUUCACCAGCUUCAUGCGCAGUUCUGCUUGUGAUAUAUUUAACCCCUUGCAUUCUGAAGUCCACCAGGAUAUGGAUCAACCCCUUUGUAACUACUAUAUUGCUUCAUCUCACAAUACAUACCUGACAGGAGACCAGCUUCUAUCUCAGUCCAAAGUGGAGAUGUAUGCCCGGGUGUUGCAGGAUGGUUGUCGAUGUGUUGAAGUUGACUGCUGGGAUGGUCCAGAUGGAGAGCCAGUAGUGCACCAUGGUUAUACCUUUACUUCCAAAAUACUCUUCAGAGAUGUAGUAGAAGCUAUCAAUAAAAAUGCCUUUGUCAAAAACGAGUUUCCGGUGAUAUUGUCUAUUGAGAAUCACUGUAGUAUCCAGCAGCAAAAGAAGAUUGCUCAGUACCUCAUGGAAAUAUUCAGUGACAAACUGGACUUGUCAUCUAUAAUCGCUGGAGAUUCCAAGCAGCUUCCUAGCCCUCAAAGUUUGAAAGGCAAAAUCCUAGUGAAGGGAAAGAAACUACCAUAUAACCUUGGAGCUGAUGCUGAAGAAGGGGAGGUUUCUGAUGAAGACAGUGCUGAUGAAAUUGAAGAUGACUGCAAGUUAAAGCUCUGUUAUAGUAAUGGUACAACUGAGCACCAGAUGGAAUCUUUUAUAAGAAAGAAACUUGAAUCAUUGAUAAAAGAAUCUCAAAUCCGGGACAAAGAAGACCCUGACAGUUUCACCGUGAAAGCACUGUUAAAGGCGACACAUGAGGGCUUAAAUGUAAACCUGAAACAGAACCGAGACACAAAAGAAAGUGGGAAGAAAUCCCAUAGCCGCUCAUUAAUGGGCAAUUUUGGGAAAUACAAGAAAGCUGUCAAAUCAAGGUCCAAAUCUCAUAGCACAUCUGAUGAUGAAGAAAGUCAACAAAAUUCUUCUGGAAAGGAAACUGGGCAGUUGUACAGGUUGGGCCGCCGGAGAAAAACCAUGAAGCUGUGCCGUGCUCUUUCUGAUUUAGUGGUGUACACAAACUCUGUGGCAGCCCAAGAUAUAGUAGAUGAUGGGACUAUGGGAAAUGUGUUGUCAUUCAGUGAAACAAGGGCCCACCAGGUAGUGCAGCAGAAGUCUGAGCAGUUUAUACUUUACAACCAGAAACAGCUCACCAGAAUCUAUCCUUCUGCAUAUCGGAUUGACUCCAGCAAUUUCAACCCCUUACCGUACUGGAAUGCUGGUUGCCAGCUGGUGGCAUUAAACUACCAGUCUGAUGGGCGCAUGAUGCAGGUUAAUCAAGCAAAGUUCAGGAUGAAUGGCAACUGUGGGUAUGUCCUCAAACCUCAGCAGAUGUGCAAAGGUACAUUCAACCCUUAUUCCGGUGAUCCACUUCCUGCCAACCCUAAAAAGCAGCUUAUUCUCAAAGUCAUCAGUGGACAGCAACUACCUAAGCCUCCAGAUUCAGUAUUAGGAGACAGAGGGGAGAUAAUAGAUCCUUUUGUCGAAGUGGAAAUUAUUGGGUUACCUGUAGAUUGCUGUAAAGACCAGACCAGAGUGGUUGAUGACAAUGGAUUUAACCCUGUUUGGGAGGAAACUCUCACUUUUACCAUCCACAUGCCUGAAAUAGCUUUGGUUCGAUUUCUUGUUUGGGACCAUGAUCCUAUUGGUCGAGAUUUUGUUGGACAACGAACUGUGGCCUUCAGCAGUCUUGUGCCUGGCUAUCGUCAUGUCUACUUAGAGGGACUAACUGAAGCAUCCAUAUUUGUCCAUAUAACAAUCAAUGAAAUGUAUGGAAAGAAUAGGCAGCUGAUAGGACUCAAAGGGUUGUUUAACAAGAAUCCCAAACACAAUUCUGCUGAAAACAAUGGGCAUUACGUGCGGAAACGAUCAAUUGGUGAUCGAAUUCUCCGACGCACAGCCAGUGCUCCGGCAAAAGGCAGGAAGAAGAGCAAAAUGGGCUUUCAGGAAGCUACAGAAAUUAAAGACGGUACCUCUGAGCCAACAGACAUGAAAGACAAGGAAGGAGUUAUAAGGCGUACAACCAGGAGUUUGCAAGCACGUCCUGCUUCUAUGCCAGUUGACAAAUUCCUUCUGAUGGGAUUGUCUUCACCAGAAUGUGAAACGAUUAAAGACACCAAAAGAGAAGAAAAUACCUCUGCAGAUAGCAACAAUGGUAUAAGUGUGAACCAAACAAACUUGAAAGAACAUAUCUUUUCAUCCCCUGAGCAAGCUGCACCUUCUUCAAAUUCUACAUCUCUGCAUAAAAACGCUACUUCCCAGAGUGACACCAGAAUUGGCAGUUCUACAGAAUCACCUGUACGUGAACAUGCAGAAAGCUUUGACUUUGUAAGUGGGAUAGCUGAAACAAAUCACUCCACAGAAUAUCAGAAAAGUCACCUUUCCAAUGAACCUGUUCAUAUAAGGCAGGAUUCAGUUUUUGAUCUUGAUACAGAAAAAAUACAAGAUACAAAUUACACAGAUGAAAAAAGAGAAGAGGAGACUGGAGGAUGUAAAGAGGAGAAGAAAAUACCGGCAGGAAGUUGUGUUUCUGGAAAGAAACAGGAGUUUGACAAUAAUAAAUAUGAUGUCAUUAUGAGCAGUACUGUAACCACUUUUUCACUGACUGAUAUAUCUUCCACCAUCUGUUCUGACAUCUACGAUUUGCACUCGACUGCAGCUCUGCAAGAUAGUGAUGUUUCUCGUCUCAUAGAUGAGGUUUCUUUGACAAACGAGAGCGAGAUGAGUAGUUCUAUCUCAGCACUGAUUGGACAGUUUGAUGUUACAGAUGACCGAACUAAUCUGACUGUUGUUUCAAGUCUUCAUGGCACCAACAACCAAACCUUCAGUGUGGUGUCGGCACAUCCACACAUGUUUACUGUUGAUCUAAGUACACCCCUUAAACAAAACUUUACCAAUGUAAAAUCUGUUGAAUCACCAUUAUUCUCAACACCAGAUACUGCUAUGUUCUCCAGCCCUGAGACGACAGAGUAUUCUGUGUACACAAUUAUCCACGAGGCAUCUCUUUCACCAGCCUCUGAUUGUAAACCAAUAGAUGAACGAGCUUGCAAGAAGUCAGACUGUGUGGAAAAUAGCCUUCCAGUGUCCCUUUGCACUUCCCCUCUCCAUUUGCCAACAGCAAAUCCCAAAAGGAAGUGUGGAACAAAUUGGGAAACCCUUGAGGAUUGCAGUUCCUACACUUUGGAGGAUACAAUAGUUGACCCUCCUGCUUGUAUAACCUCAGCAGGCAGCAGUCUUAUGGAAGUCGAUGGGGAUUCCCAAGACCUCCUCAUAACUGCAUAUGAAUUCAAGAGAGAAGAUAUGAGCCAACUUGCUGCUGCUUUGAAACUGAAACAUAAUCAGGAAUCAGUACACUACUGUGAGAGAAUCUCUGGGAAUAAUUUAAUCAAUGAGGACCCUCACAGUGCUGCCCUGGAUAAUUCAAAUAAUUUUAGGACUGCAAGAAAUCAAAGUUUUCCUUACCCAGCAUUUCAGAGUGUUGGCUUUUUGCAUAAUAAUUAUCUGCAAACUUUAGAUACACAAAAUGAUUUGUUGUAUGUCUCCCAAAGAUCCAGACUAAAUAUGCAUUCACCUACACCCAAGAACACUUUGCCCUACCCUCCUACUGCAGCCAUCAAACAGCCUAGUCCUUGCAAAUCCAAGAGCCUGGGAGACUUGACAUCAGAGGAUAUCUCCUGCAAUUUUGAAAGCAAGUACAAAUACAUAAGUAGAAGCUUUAUUACAUCUGGCAUGAGAGACAAGAAAGUUGCAGCUAUGAAAACUAAGAGACCACAAUCUACAGACACUCUGACAGAACAAUUGCGAAAGCUGGUGUCCUUUGACCAGGAAGACAACUGUCAAACUUUGUAUUCUAAGCAGAAUGACGAUGAUUGCCCCAAGGCAUUGGUCAGAAAACUGUCAUCCAGAAGUCAAAGCAGAGUACGCAAUAUUGCUAGUCGUGCCAAGGAAAGACAAGAAGCCAACAAGCAAAAACUUUCUAAUGCUAGCAGCAUAGCAGGGGUAGUUCUAAGAAACAAACCAUCAGUAUCAGCUCAUGUUAUCAACAGGCAUUCCACUGGCUCUUACAUAGCAAGAUACCUGAAUGACUUCAGUGGGGAGGAUCUGGAAGGUCGGGGUGUACCAGAGGGCGCAUGUACUUCUUUACGUUAUGGAUGCAAUGACCAGUUUUGUACAGAUGAUUCCGUUUUGCAGAUGGAGCCAAACAGUGAUGAUAAACCAGAAAUUUAUUUCCUUCUGAGACUGUAAAUUGUAUACAUGUACAUGUCCGUGUUUACAAACUAUUUCAUUGAAUGAAGGAUUUUUAGCAAGAAGUAUAGUCCUUGACUUUUAAAUUAUUUAGAAAUGCAAUUUUAAGCUAAUGAUUCAGUCUUGAUUUAAUGUGCGGUUUCCUGUCAAAGAUUAUGUAAAUAGAUUCUGUGAUCCUUUCUUAUGUAUGUAUGUAUUUUUAUUCAGAAAUGACAAAGUGAAUUAUUUGCAUGCAAUAGAUCUGAACCUUCACAGUGUCCUGUAUUUGUAAUGCAUGUAAAUUUUAAGAAUAGAGUUCUGCACGUCUGUGCACAUCAGCAGAGCUCAGCAAUUAAUGCAAUAAAUAUAUUGCUUUUUUCCCUAGACCUUUUAGCUGUUUGCAGAGAGAAUUUGAGGAGGCCACCUUUUUGGACCCCAUCUUGGAAAUGCUACUUAGGAUAAUGCUUUCUGCCAUCAGUAGUCAAUGGAACUAUUGAUGGUGGGCAUCACUAUGACCAAUAAGUGUUUUCAGGAGUAGAUGCUUCGUUCAUAAAGCUGUUUUCUAUCUUAAUUGUAUUUACAUGUUUGUUAAUGUUGAUUUUAAGCCUUUUCAUACAUGAACUACAGAUUUGUAGCAUUAGGAUUCAUUCAAUUUUGCAAGUAACUUGUAGAUCGUCUUCCGCUCUUAAUAGUAUGGUAACUUUUUCUUCCUCUUGUUGAGUGCUUAUUUCUGGAUGGGAGUGUGGUGAAAAGGAAUUUUCUUAUACAUAGACUUCUUCCAGCAUUCCUGUUCACCCUAUUCCCACCCUGAAACGAGCAUUCAACAAGUGGAAGAAAAUCUUGCUUUCCAAAUAUUUUGUUAUGUAUUUUUGAUAUUGGCUGUAUAUGUAAUUUGAAUACAGUAGCAGAGAUGUUUUCUAUGUUUGUAAUUAUAUGCUACAUUGUUGAUUGUCAGUAUAGUAGUUACUGCAUACAUAGCAGGAUAAGUAGUUUGGCUUCCAUCAUCACAUGGUUUUGAGAAAAGGGCUUUUUCUGCAUUAUGUUGAAAACCAAGUGAGUUAAUUACAAAAAUACACAAAACUUCCCUGAAGGGAGCAAGAUAGCUUUAUUUUGGGUUUAAGAUAUACUUUGCUGUCACUGUGAACACAUUUUGCAUUAUAUGUAAAAGACCUUUUACUUCUUUUCUUUUGUAAUACAGGAUAUUAUUAUUCAUGGAAACAUCAUUACAAUAGAUUUUUAUGCACCUGGUGCAUAUUUAGUGAUGUUACAGCAAAUGCAAUUACUGUUGAACUUGUGGCAGUCAGUGAUUGCAGACAUUUGUCUUGUCAUGCAUUUGCAAUAAACCUUUAUAAAGGAAAAACCUUCUUAUUUCAGAUGGUGGCCAUAAUUCUAACUAGUAAUUUACAACUCAGAACAUUCUGUUUUCUAAAGGGGAGAAAAGCAUCCAGUGUUGCUAAACUAUUCUGAUAAGAAGUCAUAUUUACUGAGUAUUUCUAUAAUUACCAGUUAGAAAUGACAGUGCCAUAUUUACCAUUUUUCUAUUCUCUCCCUAUAGAAGGUUCUCCUAAUCCAAUAUUUUUCAAUGGAAUCUCUCUACUUUUUGCGUCAAAAUGCCUGUUUGCAGAUUUUGAAUGUUCGCUUAUACAGUGUGUAUUUUUAAUAGAUCUAUUUUUUUUGGCUCUCCUGAUUGAUUUUUUUUAACCAGUCACGUGACAAAAAUAUUUUGUGCUGUAUUCCUCAGCUAGAGCAAGUCAUAUCAAUACAUACACACAGGGAUAGUAACUAUACGGAUGGAAUCACAUCCAAUAUAGUCUCCAGCUCUAUUAGCUGCUGCUAAAUCCCUGUGUUCAGUGACAAUAUUGGGAGCCCACCAGUCCCCCUGUCCAGUGCUCUUAGGGUACAUUUAUACUGCAGGUGGAGCAUGCCUCCCUGCCCGGGUAGAUAGGGUUGCGCUAGCGGGGCCUGAGCAUGUACACUAAAAAUAGCAGCGUGGAUGUUGCGGCUCUGGCGAAGACUCGGGGUACCCAUCUGAGCUCAGACCUAGGGCUGGGUGGGCUUGAGAGCCUGAGCUGCUGCCCAAACCACAUCUUCCACCCUGCUAUAUUUAGCAUGCUAGCUCGAGCCCUGCUAGCAAGUGUCUGUCUGCCUGAGGUAGGAUCUAGCUCCCUGAUGCAGUGUACAUACACUGCUAGUACCCCAGCCCGAAGGUACCAGGCAGCUGCAAUUGCAAGGUGAGUGGGCUAGUGCUGGUUCAGAUCAUGACUGUCUCUCUUUCAGCUAUAAGGCUAUCAGGACAGCAGAGCGCUGUGGACCCCCUCUAAGGGCUUGAGCCAAAGCCCAUUAAAAUCAGUGGGUCUUGGAUCAGGCCUGCAACCAGGCUGAAGGUGGCCAAACAAAGGAUGAAAUGAGUGAGGGACAGGAGUCAGAGAAGUAAGGGGCUAGGGAAGCAAGGGCAGGAAGAGAAUGGUAGCUGGGGAAUUUGGGAGGGGGCAAGAGGAACAAUUCAAGGAAUGUAAAACAAAUAUUGACUGGCUUUCGGGGGAGAGUAGCAGCAAUAAAAAUGCUUCAAGGCAAAAACCAACAUAACAAUGGCACAUGUUGCCCUUUGGUUUUAGGCUCUGCACUAUAACCACAAGAGCUAUUCUUUCUCAUUGACAAUAUUUUAGUGCUAUUCCCAUUGGAGCUAGACAGUGUUUGUGUUGGAGAACCUCUUGAAUGUAUGCAAGGCAUUGUCCAAAAAAAUUCGGACUAGGAUUAUAGAAUACUGAUUUCAAUGAAUGCAGGAUUUUUAAUUCAGUUGGAUGCCUUCUACCAAGCACUAAUAUUGCUGUCUGUUCAUUCUGAUGUUUUACAUUUUGUACAGAUCCCUCACUCUAGAUGAAUGCAUAAUGCAUAACGCAACGUCAUGUACAUUUGUCUCACUUCAGUGUUAAUUUCCUAGGGAACAAAUAUGCUAUUUCAAAGCAUUCAUGAAUAUUAUGACUCUGGAACUUGUGCAAAAUAUGUGAAUGAAAAACAGGAAGCCCUUGAAUAGUACUUAAUUAUGGCAACUGCUUCGGAAAAAAUUGUUUAUUUUGUGAGAUUAAGUAGGUCACUUGUUUUGUUUUUCUUUGUCAUUGUUUUUUGCAUUAAAAACACAUGUUGCUAUGAUU
Molecule: messenger RNA, 8750 nt
Organism: Malaclemys terrapin pileata
Lineage: Eukaryota; Metazoa; Chordata; Testudines; Emydidae
Gene: PLCH1
Product: phospholipase C eta 1
Exons: 23
Coding region: 532-5619 (1695 amino acids)
Biological process (GO): phosphatidylinositol-mediated signaling; lipid metabolic process
Molecular function (GO): phosphatidylinositol-4,5-bisphosphate phospholipase C activity; calcium ion binding
Source: RefSeq, a predicted model, not a curated record